Messenger RNA from Engraulis encrasicolus (European anchovy), 2303 nucleotides. It is a transcript of the gene clpxb, whose product is annotated as caseinolytic mitochondrial matrix peptidase chaperone subunit Xb. The record is from RefSeq and is a predicted model, not a curated record. NCBI's taxonomy places the organism in Eukaryota, Metazoa, Chordata, Actinopteri, Clupeiformes, Engraulidae. The coding region runs from base 330 to 2219 and encodes 629 amino acids. Gene Ontology annotation, cellular component: mitochondrial matrix. Gene Ontology annotation, molecular function: zinc ion binding; protein dimerization activity; ATP binding. The transcript has 15 exons.
AACUUGCACUAAACGCAAUGGUUGGUAACUAGCCUCUGGUUCUAGGGUUUGGCCGACCUAGUUCAACACAGCAGAGGUUACAUCACGAAAGUCGGCCCUUGACAGACAGGUGACAUACACAGAGAGAGAAAGUGGCAAACUUGCGAACUGCCUACUACCAUAUUGGCAUGACAUACAUAAUAUCUGCGUGCUUCUAACGAGAUAUCCAUCCACAGAGUGACUCGACGGAAUUAUAAAGCUACUUGCUACCUAUUAGCGAGCUAACGUGCUGGUGGGGAAAACAAUCUGCCAAUUGGUCCUAUCUCGGACAAAACUAACCUUGACAUAAGAUGUCCUGCUGCACAUGCACAGCUGCUGCGAGGGUACUAUUUCACACAGCACAGAAAGCGGGACUCUCCAGCACGCGGCUGCAGCUGUAUGCGCUGAGCAGGCCGGCGUCUCGGGAACUCCACCUACCUCCCCACGUGCGCGUCAGGUCCUUUUCCGAAACAGUUGUGUGUUACGCAUCAAAAGAUGGCACAACCAAGGAUGGCUCAAGUGAUGGGGGAAAGAAAAGCAUAACCGAGGGGGGUAAAAGGCUGUCCGGCUCGGGCGGUACUGGCAAAGGAGGCAAUCAGCUGCGAUGCCCAAAAUGUGGAGAUCCCUGCACUCAUGUGGAGACCUUUGUUUCUUCAACACGGUUUGUAAAAUGUGAAAAAUGCCACCACUUCUUUGUGGUGCUCUCGGAGACCGACUCCAAGAAAGGUCUGAACAAGGAGGCAGAGUCUGCUGCUGAGGCUGUUAAGCUGGCCUUUGCACAGAAACCCCCGCCUCCCCCCAAGAAGAUCUAUGCCUACCUGGAUAAGUAUGUAGUUGGCCAGUCGUAUGCCAAGAAGGUGCUGGCGGUGGCUGUGUACAACCACUACAAGAGGAUCUACAACAACAUCCCGGCGGGCGGCCGGCAGCAGGUGGAGGUGGAGAAACAGAACUCCCUCACUCCCCGGGAGCUAGAGAUAAGAAGACGGGAGGAUGAAUACAGGUUCACAAAGCUGCUUCAGAUCGCGGGCAUCAGUCCCCAUGGCAACGCGCUGGGCGCCUCGGUGCAGCAGCAGGCCGCUCAGCAGGGUCCCCAGGAGAAGAGGGGCGGCGAGGUGCUCGACUCUGCACACGCCGACAUCAAGCUGGAGAAGAGCAACAUCGUACUGCUCGGACCCACCGGCUCAGGUAAAACUCUGCUGGCCCAGACGCUGGCCAAAUGCCUGGACGUGCCCUUUGCCAUCUGCGACUGCACAACUCUGACUCAGGCCGGCUACGUGGGCGAGGACAUCGAGUCGGUCAUCGCCAAGCUGCUGCAGGAUGCCAACUACUCUGUGGACAAAGCCCAGCAAGGCAUCGUCUUCCUGGACGAGGUGGACAAGAUCGGCAGCGUUCCUGGGAUCCACCAGCUGAGGGACGUGGGAGGCGAAGGAGUCCAGCAGGGUUUGUUGAAGCUGCUGGAGGGCACGAUAGUGAACGUGCCAGAGAAGAACUCCAGGAAGUUGCGUGGGGAGACGGUACAGGUGGACACCACCAACAUCCUGUUUGUGGCCUCAGGAGCCUUCAACGGCCUCGACCGCAUCAUCAGCAGAAGGAAAAAUGAAAAGUAUCUGGGUUUCGGCACGCCCUCCAACCUGGGCAAGGGGCGUCGGGCGGCAGCGGCGGCCGACCUGGCCAACACCACGGGCGGCGCCGAGCAGGACGCGGUGGCCGAGAUGGAGGAGAAGGACCGGCUGCUGCGGCACGUGGAGGCCCGCGACCUCAUCGAGUUCGGCAUGAUCCCCGAGUUUGUGGGCCGACUGCCCGUGGUGGUGCCCCUGCACAGCCUGGACGAGGACACGCUGGUGCGCAUCCUCACUGAGCCCCGCAACGCCGUCGUGCCACAGUAUCAGGCACUCUUCAGCAUGGACAAGUGUGAUCUGAACGUGACGCCAGACGCCCUAAGAGCUAUUGCCCGACUCGCUCUGGAGAGGAAGACAGGAGCCAGAGGCCUCAGAUCCAUCAUGGAGAAACUGUUGCUGGAGCCCAUGUUUGAAGUUCCCCAUUCUGACAUCAUUACAGUGGAGCUCAACAAGGAAGUUGUUCAAGGAAAGAUCGAUCCACUCUACAUCAGGGCGCCAGCUAAGGAGUCUGCAGAAGAGGAGUACGACUCGGGGAUAGAGGAGGACAACUGGCCUAGGCAGGCAGACGCUGCCAAGAACUGAACAACCCACCCCACCCUGUCAGUCACUUACUUCCAGAACAUUCAGUCAAAUUAAACACAGUCAGUUGUAGUACACUGUCCUGGA